Messenger RNA from Penicillium nucicola, 1587 nucleotides. Its product is annotated as bZIP transcription factor. NCBI's taxonomy places the organism in Eukaryota, Fungi, Ascomycota, Eurotiomycetes, Eurotiales, Aspergillaceae. The coding region runs from base 1 to 1587 and encodes 528 amino acids. The record is from RefSeq and is a predicted model, not a curated record. Gene Ontology annotation, biological process: regulation of DNA-templated transcription. The transcript has 2 exons. Gene Ontology annotation, molecular function: DNA-binding transcription factor activity.
AUGGACAACCGUGCUCCAGCCGAUGUGGCGCUCACGCCCGACAUGCCCGAACCUCCUACCCCCUCGUUGGACAGACUCGAAGACUCGCCGGUUCCAUCGCGCGCGACAUCACUGGAUGCCGAUACCCUGUUGCAAGAGAGCAAUGGCGCGACCGCCGGGCGGAAGCGCAAGCUCAAUAGCUUGUCCUCCCGGGGCGUCGCAAAUCUCACCCCAGAUCAGCUCGCCAAAAAACGUGCCAACGACCGCCAGGCGCAACGCGCAAUCCGAGAACGCACCAAGGGUCACAUAGAAGCUCUAGAACAGCAGGUUCGGGACCUGUCUUCUCAAAAACCAUUUCACGAUCUUCAAGCGGCUCUGCGCCAGAAUGAGGCGAUUCGGUCCGAGAAUAGAGAGCUCCGGCAAGGGCUGAAAGCCGCCAUGGAUAUUAUACAGCCAUUGCUUAGAAGGCCAGAAAUAUCAGAUGCGCCCCCUUGUCUCCCUAUACCCAGAUCCGCCCCGCCCCCUGCACAUACGUCCCCGUUCCCCGAGACCGACCACUUCACCUCCAAUCCUCAAGGUCUGCUUCCAGGCGAGAAACCCUAUGCCGAUUCUAUCGCCAGCCUUGACACGCCCUCCCCAACACACUCUGCGCCGGCAUCGGUGAGUCGCCGGAACAGUGCCAAUGGCGGCCCUCCUUCGGCCUCUUUCAGAGUUGCAUUAGACUCGCAGCGCCACAACAUCACCCAUGGCCUAGACUUAGGCUCGGAAGAGCGGCUGGGCUUCAACUUUUUGUUGGAUUCGUCUCAUACUGUUCCAAAAGUCGACCGUCUUCGUCGCAGCAGCUCAGAAAACUUCCGCUCCCACCUAAAUCCUCCAUCGCCGGUAUAUCCACAACCAUUGAACAUAAGUUGCGAACAUGGAACCCCUGCAUAUGCUGCGCCAAUCCAGAACUUGACUGCCACAUGUCCCUUGGAUACCAUUCUUCUGGACUUCCUCCAUAGCCGACAGCGCGAAGCCGCACAAGGCAUCCCCAAGCAGAAACUAGUGGGACCUCCGUAUCCAAGUGUCUCCUCGCUAUUGAAUCCAGACAAAAGCGUUUACUCGCAUCCGGUUUCGAAGGUGUUCACGGAUAUUCUGCGCACCUUCCCUGAUAUUGCCGGCCUACCGGAGCAAGUCGCCGUGCUUUAUACUAUGUUUCUCCUCAUGCGCUGGCAAAUUUACCCAACACAAGAGAACUACCAGCGUCUUCCGGAGUGGCUCACCCCACGUCCGACUCAACUUCUUCAUCCGCAUCCUGCCUGGAUGGAUUAUGUUCCUUGGCCGGCAAUGCGUGACCGAAUUGUUACAACAUAUCAGAACUAUGCGUUUGAGAAUUGGUUUAUCCCGUUUACUCGUGGGAUCUCUGUCAAUUGGCCAUAUGAGUCUACAGAUUGUUUACUAUCAGCCGGUGACUCGGAAGAGCUAGUUAUUAAUCCUGUCUUUGAGCGGCAUAUGCGCAAUCUCGGCAAUUGGUCUUUGGGGACAUGCUUCGCGGAGGCUUAUCCUGCUUUGGCGGACACGGCUCAAAUCAAAUCACAAAAGCCGAAGCCAACACCGCGUUCGCAGUAG